Ochotona curzoniae (black-lipped pika) is the source of this 573-nucleotide messenger RNA. It is a transcript of the gene CCDC194, whose product is annotated as coiled-coil domain containing 194. Lineage: Eukaryota; Metazoa; Chordata; Mammalia; Lagomorpha; Ochotonidae. The transcript has 3 exons. The coding region runs from base 1 to 573 and encodes 190 amino acids. The record is from RefSeq and is a predicted model, not a curated record.
AUGGCCGAGCCGGGGCCGGAGCCCGGGCGCGCGUGGCGGCUGCUCGCCCUGUGCGGGGCGGCCGUGUUCCUGGCGGCGGCCGCGGCCGGGGGAGCGCUGGUGGCCUGGAACCUGGCCGCCUCGGCCGCCCGGGGGGCUCCUUGCCCCGAAGCAGAGGUGCACAACGCCACGGUACCACCGCCAACUCCACCCAGGGUGCCCGAGGCCGAGGUGCGGGAGCUGCAGCGCAGGCUGGCCGAGGCGGCCGAGCGCGCAGAGAGCCUGAGCGCACAGCUGGUGCGCGCGGAGCGCGGCCGUCGGGGGCUGCAGCAGGCGCUGAAGACCUGCGAGAACCAGCAGGACCGGCUCCAGACCCAACUCACCACCCUCAAGCUGGAGAUGGAUGAGGCUAAGGCGCAAGGCACCCAGAUGGGGGUCGAGAACGGAGCGCUGGCAGAAGCCCUGGCGCGCUGGGAGGCGGCGGCCACUGAGUCCGCUCGGCUGCUGGAGGAGGCGCAGCGGCAAGUGGGCAGCGCUGUGGCCCAGAGCGAAGCCUGCGCGGCCCGGGAGGUGACGCUGCGGGAACGCGUGUGA